Messenger RNA from Chelmon rostratus (copperband butterflyfish), 1227 nucleotides. It is a transcript of the gene cadm3, whose product is annotated as cell adhesion molecule 3. The transcript is spliced from 9 exons. Gene Ontology annotation, cellular component: presynaptic membrane. Gene Ontology annotation, biological process: homophilic cell-cell adhesion. The record is from RefSeq and is a predicted model, not a curated record. The coding region runs from base 1 to 1179 and encodes 392 amino acids. Lineage: Eukaryota; Metazoa; Chordata; Actinopteri; Chaetodontiformes; Chaetodontidae.
AUGCGCUCAGGGCCGCGGCAACUUAGCGUGUCAGAACGCACCGUAGUGGGCAUGUUCAAUGAAGACCCCUUGCAGCCGGUGACCUCAGAUGAGACGGUGUCCGUCGGGGGCACGGUGACACUGACCUGCCGGGUGGCUGAGAGUGACAACUCCUCCCUGCAAUGGUCCAACACUGCACAGCAGACCCUGUACUUUGGAGAGAAAAGAGCGCUGAGAGAUAACCGCAUCCAGCUGCACCGCUCGACACCAACCGAGCUUUCCAUCACCAUCGCUGAGGUGCAGCUGUCUGACGAGGGCGAGUACACCUGCUCCAUCUUCACCAUGCCGGUCCGCACCGCCCGAGCCACCGUCACCGUGCUAGGUGUGCCCGGUAAACCUCAGAUCUUGGGCUUUGAGAAUGCAGUGCCAGAGGGGGACACAGUCACCCUGACCUGCACCAGCACUGGUAGCAAACCCCCCGCCAGGCUGCGCUGGUAUCGAGGAGACCAGGAGCUGGAAGGACGCCCAGACGUGGUGGUGUCCGUUCCAGACGAACCCACAUACAACGUGAGCAGCGAGCUCACCCUGAAGGUGAGCCGCAGCGACGACAACGCCCUCAUCACCUGCGCCGUCGACCAUCCCUCUCUCGCCCCGGGGGACAAGAGGAGCGAGCAGGCCCUGCGGGUGUUGUAUUCCCCAAACGUUCAGAUCCUGCCCGAGAGCGAUCUGCCCAGAGAGGGAGAGAAAUUUCAUCUUCAGUGUUUGGGCGAGGGCAACCCCGAGCCCACCUCCUACACGUGGGAGAAGAAGGACGGAGAGCUCCCCCCGCUGGCCAAAGUCGACGUUGCGUUCUUGCACUUCGAAAUGCUCAACAAAUCAGAUAAUGGCGUCUACCUCUGCAACGCUGACAACGGCAUUGGAAACAGCCAGGGGGAGUACACACUCCUGGUGCAAGACCCCACAGCCAUGUCGACCUCCUCGGGGGUGGACCACGCCGUGAUCGGAGGGGUGGUAGCUGUUAUUGUCUUCAUCCUGCUCUGCCUCCUCAUCGUCCUCGGCAGAUACCUCAUCAGACACAAAGGAACGUAUCUGACCCACGAGGCGAAGGGCUCGGACGACGCCCCCGACGCCGACACGGCCAUCAUCAACGCAGAGGGAGGCCACUCCGGAGCAGAGGACAAGAAGGAGUACUUCAUCUAGACAGAGGACGGAGCGGUGGAGGAAAGGAGCGGGAGGAAGAGGAGGAGA